ACAGAUGUGAUGUACGAGCUACAUUAAGCUACAUUAUGUAAUGGGAAGCCAACAACUGAAAACAAAAGUAAACCCACCUGAAACGGAAGCUCUCAACCUCUCAAGUGCAACCAACGCCCAUUCAGUGCGGUGCAAAUUGUUUUCAUUUAAACGUGGUUACGUUUCUUCACAAUUUUCCCUUUUCUUUCUUAUGCAGCCUGGUGCCAUAAUAUCUCCCUCUCCGUUGAUUCGAAAACUAUUCAAGUGUUAAAUAAUCUUCCAAUGAAACCAAACAAACAAAAGCCUAUAAGUACAUGUUCCCAAUGAUCAUAAAUCGUCAAGUGAUUAAUGCUUGUAUUUCUGAUUGGUGACAGUGUAGAAAAAGUAGUAAAAUGUUGCGAUCGCACAGUCUGAUUGCUGCUAUACUGGUGAUCUAUGCCUACCUCAUCGAUCAUUAUUGCUGUCAAUCGGCUGGGAAGAUUCACGAUUUGAUUGCUCAUCAUCGUGGAAACGGUGUUAGAACAGUGAACGGUGGUGUCGAAACUCGACCGAUUUUGAAUGCGAAAGCACCAAUGCGAGUGACUCGGCAAACUGAUGAAGACGACGAUGAUAAAGACAGAUCGAUGCAAUAUCUCCAUUAUGCCGCGAGGAGUGAUGAUGACAAUCAAUAUCGUGAUCACGAUUAUGACAGUACCUCCGAUGAUGGUUUUGCGGUGGAGAAUCAACGACAGGCUGGUGUCACAGGGCCAGUGCAUACCUACAUCAAAACGGACAAAAAUGCUAACUUCAAAUGGGGAGUGAGACACUUUGCUGGAAAGCGGUACCGAGGAGAAAGGAGGUGGCCUUAGCUUUAGCAGGCCUACUCCAAGUGUCUCUCGAUGGCCAAUGGACUCAAACAACUCCGAUUUUUAUGUUGUUUCUUUUCAUUGAUGGCUAUAUACAAGUUUGUUAUACACAGCUAUUAUAAUUAAUGAUCGGUUUUAAGUAUACAUUAUAUGAACCUCAGUGAUGUUUUGUGCUUCCUAGUAAACCAUGAAGGCAUCGAGUCUGAUUUAAUUUAUUUAUUUCUAUGUGAGUUGCAUUUUCCUCUUCCUGAUCAUACAUAAUAGGUUGUAUAAUUUUGGAGAUUAAUUUUCGCACAAACGCAUUGUGAAUUCGGCCGUCCCUUAUUUUUUGAAAAUACGUUCGUCAUUGUAAAGAGCUCGUUUGAAUA
This is a messenger RNA of Aedes aegypti (yellow fever mosquito), 1192 nucleotides long. RefSeq lists its product as uncharacterized. The coding region runs from base 372 to 827 and encodes 151 amino acids. The record is from RefSeq and is a predicted model, not a curated record. NCBI's taxonomy places the organism in Eukaryota, Metazoa, Arthropoda, Insecta, Diptera, Culicidae. The transcript has 2 exons.